GGAGAGCAAACCUCCCAAACUGAUCCCUGCUCUCCACAGCAAGUGCAUUCCAGAAAGAUCCAUGCUCCAAAAAGGACAGGGCAGGAAGUUCAGCUCGCUGGGGAAAACCAGAUCCAGAGACAAGGGACCUUUAUCAGCCUGAACUUCAUCUCCGCCCCAGAAAAGCUGCACCCGGCCCAGUCCUGCCAGAGGAAACUUCCAGAAGGUCUUCAUUUGGGGACUUGGAGCUUCCAGUGGCUGCACUCUCAUCCCAGCUGGAACUUGGUCCCCAGGCCUGCUUAUCUCCAGCCUGAAAUGAUUUGGCUGCAGCUUCCCCUGUGGGUGUCAGUGCCUUCCUGCCUGCAGGAUUAAGGGAUCCAUUCCAAUCUCUCCGUUGGCAGGUGUGUGAAAGCCUCUGGUUUCUCCUACCUUUUCCUGUGCUUUCUGCUAAAAGAACAGCUUUUCCUUAGGCAAUUUCGGUGCUCUGGUGCUGCCCGGUGCAGAACACACCACACUCCCUUGACCCCACAACAUCCACACUCAGCUCCUGCUCAGCCUGGAUGGACCAGAGGGGAAAAGCUCCAUCCCAAGCACCCUCAGGCCCUGGGUGCUCCGGGGCUCCUGCAUCCCUGGGCCAUCUCCCAGCCAUCCCCGCCGAGUCAGGCCGCUGCCUCCAUCCUGCCGUAUCCCAGUGGAAAAGCGGCUCUCUCCUGGGAACGGGGCACGGGCUGGCAGCCCCGCGCCUCCUGCAGCGGCACCUGCGGCCCGGGAGUGGCUCCGGGCCGGGCGUGGGCAGCGCGGGAGCUGCCGGGCCAUUGUUGCGGAAGCGCCGAUGGGAUCGGGCACAGAUGGGAGACACGGAGCUGUCGCAACGAGCCGGGAUUGGAAAAUGUUAUAAUUGGGAUGGUAAACAAGUUCACAAGGACCCCAUUGAGGCAAGGCAUUGCCAUGGUAACCGCCCAGAAAAGUCUGGGAAUGAGGAAGGGAUCGAUCCGUGGGGGCAGCGGAGGGAAGGCGCCGGGGCUGCUCCGGGGAAUGAGGGCUCUGGGACGUGCUCCAAGCCUGCCCCGCUGCUCCAGGCUCCCAGCUGUGUGGGAUGGGAUGCCGUGCUUGCAGGGCCUGUGGGAUGGGGCUGGAAAGGGCCCUUUGGGGUUGGAACGCAGCCCCCGGUGCUGCGGGGCCUUUCCCAUCAGGCCGAGCAGCACUGGAGCUCUGUGGGCUGGGCAGGACGGAGCCUCAGCAUCCCCAGGAUGCGCUCACCUCCCGGGGCUGUGCUUGGACAGCAGGCACAGGUGCCGUUCGGGGUGCCCUGUGCAGGCCACUCCUCAUCCAGGUGGGUCCUUCACCCCAGGAGAUCCUGUGAUCUUUCCAGCUGGGAACAGCACGGAGCCGGUAGCACUUCACCAUCACCAUCAAGAUGGGCAGUGGCGUGUUUGGAGUCCCUCGUGCCCCAGCCUCUCAAGCCACAGAUUCCAUAAAUGAGAUAGGUGGGGUUGGAAGUGACCACUUUUCAGCACAAGGAGCAAUCCCCCCUCCCUCUGCAGCCCACACCUCCCUGCCGCGGCCUCUCCCAGGUUUAGGGCCAGAAGUUGGA
This is a messenger RNA of Motacilla alba alba, 1573 nucleotides long. RefSeq lists its product as uncharacterized. Lineage: Eukaryota; Metazoa; Chordata; Aves; Passeriformes; Motacillidae. Bases 540 to 1457 code for a protein of 305 amino acids. The transcript has 2 exons. The record is from RefSeq and is a predicted model, not a curated record.